This is a messenger RNA of Didymodactylos carnosus, 1671 nucleotides long. NCBI's taxonomy places the organism in Eukaryota, Metazoa, Rotifera, Eurotatoria, Philodinida, Philodinidae. The record is from the annotation of a GenBank genome assembly.
AUGAUGUCGGAUAAAAAUUCAUGCGACAACAAUGGAACAACAACUGGACAUUCUUCACCUCCAUCUAUCAUUUAUCCACAAAAACCAACAAGUACUAAUUUUGUUCAUUACUAUCCAAGUUAUGAUAAAUCGUGUCCAAGAAUUUAUCAAGUUAUUAAUAAUGAACAUCAUCCAUCAAACGGUGUGUUUAUUCAUGAACUCAAUCAUAUUCAACAAGAACUAGAAGCUGUACGAAUAUCAGCAAUGCAACGAUAUAAACGUUUACAAAUUUUUAAUAAUCGUAUUAAUUCAACAUUGACAAUAACAGCCACCACGUCCACGACUAAUUGUGACAUAGAUAUAGCAACUUUGUGGGAACAAACAACGAUUCAACGAGAUGAUGAUAACGAUCGAGAAUUACAUGAUAUUGAUCGAAAAACAGUUUAUAAUAAUCGCGGUUCGUAUUCAUCUCGAGGUCGACCUUUUCGUGGAACAUGGCCUAGAGGUCGUAAGAGAGGAUCAGGACGAGGAAAAGGUCGAGGACGUGGAAGAACAUUAAGGAUAAUAAAACGUGAACGAGGAAGUCGCGGUGCUUACAAUGGAUUUCUUCCAUCAACGCCCAUCACACACAUAAUAUAUCCACCAUCACCAACAAUACAACAUCAACAAAAUGAAUCAAUUGGUAAUUAUACAAGACAACGAACAUAUCGUACUUUAACUUCAACAACAAAUGGUUAUCAUGAUAUUUUAACGCCAAAUCGAAAUGGUAAACGAUUAAAAAUAAAUAAUACACAUAUAAAACAAAUCGUUCCCGAACAAUUCUGGAUAAAUUUAACAUCAACUAAUCAUCGAUUUGUUAAUCAAAAUGAUAUUGAUGAGUUAUAUUCAUUAGUAAAUUUUGAUGAAAAUUUUUUUCAAACUAUUCAACUAUUAUUAUCAUUCUCAGAGGAUGAACAGGAGAAUAAUAAUUCUAUACAAUUUCAGUAUGAAAACUAUAAAGAAUUAUUAAAUAAAAAUCAACAUCUUGAUUUAAUAUUACUUCCUUCACAAACAUUUUUGAAUCCAAUUUUCUCGCAUUACCUUCAACGUUCGAUUGCAGUCAAAUAUAAUCAUAUUUUCAAAAGAAAUAUUGAAUCUAUAUUAAAUGAAGAUGAUAAUAUUAAUGUUAAAAAUAAAGCAAUACAACAAUCUUCGAUUUAUACUAAAAAUAAAAAUCAUAAUUCUUAUACAAACCAUUUUACUUUGGAUAAAGAUUUAAAAUCAACAAAAAAACGAAAACGUUCAGCAUCACCAGUAAAAUUAAAAUCAUCAACAAAAAUAGGAUAUGAUGAAAUAAACAAGACAAGAGCAACAAAAUUAAACGAAUUAUAUGACCGUUUACGUGAAUGUAUAUUUAUUGAACAAAAAGCUCAUGAACGUGCUAAACAUCGUUUAUCUUUUGAUGAAGUCAAUCAACAAAUACAACAUAUAGAUAAGAAAAUUAGUGAUAUUAUGUUAUCAUGCCGAUAUCGAAAAAAGAAUAUUUUAGAAUCUAAAACACCAUUAGUUACCACUCAGUCAUGGCGUCAACGUCCACGUAAAUCAACAUUAAGAUUAUAUGAUGAAUUAAAACGUUUACUAAAUGAACGUACUAUAUUAGAAGCAAAAGCAAAUUGUAUCCAUGAAAGUUAUUUAAAAUUUAAUUAUACAUAA